Messenger RNA from Camelina sativa (false flax), 913 nucleotides. The record is from RefSeq and is a predicted model, not a curated record. NCBI's taxonomy places the organism in Eukaryota, Viridiplantae, Streptophyta, Magnoliopsida, Brassicales, Brassicaceae.
GAUGACUUGACGAGCCUUGUGUAAGUUAGUCAUAUGUGGUAAUCAUGCACAGAUAAAAACAAAAUUGUAAACAUAACUAGAGGAGAUAUAAUUAAAGAAUUUAUAAAAAUUAGAGAGUGCUAUGUUUUGAGUCAGAUAUGGCCAUAUCUCUGUAUAUAUAUAUGUUUAUCUUCUUCACGUCUCUCAAACCAUUCUCUCAUCUUCUCUUCCUUAAACUCAACAUUCCUUCUUCUUCCAAAUUCACAAACACAUGGCAACGUGCAUCGACACAUGCCGAACCGGAAAGACCCAAGAAGACGAUUGCCGGUUCUAUUGUACCAAGAAUUUCUUCCGACCCGGUUACUCUCUAAACCGGAAGAUCCACCACACCCAAACCGAAGAAGACGACGUCUGGAUCAAGAUGCUUGAAGAAGCCAUGUCCGAUGUCGAGCAAGAACCCAUUUUGUCAGACUACUACUACGCUUCGAUCACAUCUCAUCGAUCAUUAGCUUCUGCUUUAGCUCACAUCCUCUCCGUAAAGCUUAGCAAUUCAAACCUCCAAAGCAAAACACUCUUCGAGCUGUUCAUCAGCGUUUUAGAAGAGAGGCCCGAGAUCAUCGAGUCGACGAAGCGAGAUCUGAUAGCGGUUAAAGAAAGAGACCCGGCUUGUAUUAGCUACGUUCAUUGCUUCUUGGGUUUCAAAGGCUUCCUCGCUUGUCAAGCUCAUCGUAUAGCUCAUCAGCUCUGGAAACAGAAGAGAAAAAUCGUAGCUUUACUGAUCCAGAACAGAGUAUCGGAAGCUUUCGCCGUCGAUGUUCAUCCCGGAGCCGAGAUAGGAAAAGGGAUUUUGUUAGACCACGCGACGGGGGUGGUGAUCGGCGAGACGGCGGUGGUUGGAGACAACGUUUCGAUUCUACACGGCGUGACGUNUUAG